AAAGUGUUCACAAUAAUCAGUCCGAUCAAAGUGGACACAAAAAUAUCCGAUAGUAAACAUGGACUAGAAAACAUCAACAAUAUAAUUAACGAUAAAAUGUAAACACAAGAUUUUUUAAUUCAAGUUUUAAUCAAAAUUAUCAGUGCUAACUAUCAUGUGAGAAUGACUGUGAAAGAAAUUAUUCACAUUCAUAUUGGUCAAGCUGGAGUUCAAGUAGCGAAUGCAUGUUGGGAGCUUUAUUGUCUGGAGCAUGGAAUCAGACCCGAUGGUAUAUCGGCUUUUCAAAACAAUGACGCAGGUUGCGGUACAUUCUUUAACGAAACUGGAGCAGGGAAAUAUGUACCAAGAUGCGUAAUAGUUGAUUUAGAACCGACACCUAUAGACGAAAUAAGAACUGGUGCAUAUCGAGACCUGUUUCAUCCACAUUCUUUAUUAACGGGUAAAGAAGACGCUGCAAGUAAUUUUGCUCGCGGAUAUUUUGGCGUGGGUCGAGAAAUGAUAGACGUAGCUCUCAAUAGAGUUCGUAUAGUGAGCGAAGACUGUUCCCAGUUACAAGGGUUUAUUAUUGUCCGAUCAUUCGGUGGAGGUACUGGUUCAGGGUUCACACCGCUCGUGCUCGAAGGUUUGAAAAAAGAUUACGGAAAGCUAUCCAAAAUAGAAUAUGCCGUUUAUCCCGCUCCAAAAAUAUCGCCGAUCAUUGUGGAACCAUAUAACGCAGUAUUCACUUCCCAUGCGUGUAUGGAUAUAACAGACGUUGCUUUUAUUUUUGACAACGAAGCACUCUAUGAUAUUUUGGCCAGAGACUUAGAUGUACCAAGACCUACUUAUACCAACUUGAAUAGACUUGUUGCACAAGUAAUCGCUUGUAUGACAGCAUCCAUGAGAUUUCCCGGUUCCCUAAAUAUGGAUUUGGUAGAUUUUCGAACUAAUCUGGUACCUUUUCCAAGGAUCCACUUUCCAUUGAUUACAUUUGCACCAUUUGUUUCUGCCGCAAAAGCGUAUCAUCAAACAUUAUCGACCAGUCAACUAAUGGUUUCUUGCUUCGAACCAUCCAACCAGAUGGUUAAAUGUGAUCCCAGAGGUGGACAUUAUAUGUCAUGUUGUGUGCUGUUUAGAGGAGAUGUGAGCCCUAAUGACAUUAACUCUUCAAUCGACCAAAUUAAAAGUAUGAGAGGCAUAAAAUUCGUGUCUUGGUCUCCAACUGGGUUCAAGAUUGGUAUAAAUGAACAACCACCAGUUACGGUCCCUGGAGGAGAUUUAGCGGCCUUGCAAAGAGCGUGCGUAAUGGUUUCAAACACAUCAGCUAUAAGAAUAGCUUGGGAACGUCUUUGUAAGAAGUUCUCGCUGUUAUAUUCCAAGAGAGCUUUCGUCCACCAUUAUGUCGGCGAAGGAUUAGAAGAAGGUGAAUUUAAACAUGCACUUCACAACAUUAAAGCGCUGUCAAACGAUUAUAAAGAAAUGGAGGGAUAAAUAAUUUCAAGUACCGUAGCUUUGAGUUUGUUUAAAUGUCUAUUUCGUGUCCCGUGUUUAUUUUGAAGUUCUUUGUUGAAACGACGAAAUUUAUGAAGUAACGAAAUAUAA
Hyposmocoma kahamanoa is the source of this 1581-nucleotide messenger RNA. RefSeq names its product tubulin alpha chain, testis-specific-like. NCBI's taxonomy places the organism in Eukaryota, Metazoa, Arthropoda, Insecta, Lepidoptera, Cosmopterigidae. Gene Ontology annotation, cellular component: microtubule; cytoplasm. The coding region runs from base 163 to 1470 and encodes 435 amino acids. Gene Ontology annotation, biological process: microtubule cytoskeleton organization; mitotic cell cycle. The transcript is spliced from 4 exons. Gene Ontology annotation, molecular function: structural constituent of cytoskeleton; GTP binding. The record is from RefSeq and is a predicted model, not a curated record.